Messenger RNA from Engraulis encrasicolus (European anchovy), 2066 nucleotides. It is a transcript of the gene edem2, whose product is annotated as ER degradation enhancer, mannosidase alpha-like 2. The record is from RefSeq and is a predicted model, not a curated record. Gene Ontology annotation, biological process: carbohydrate metabolic process; endoplasmic reticulum mannose trimming; mannose trimming involved in glycoprotein ERAD pathway. NCBI's taxonomy places the organism in Eukaryota, Metazoa, Chordata, Actinopteri, Clupeiformes, Engraulidae. The transcript has 11 exons. Gene Ontology annotation, cellular component: endoplasmic reticulum; membrane. The coding region runs from base 166 to 1947 and encodes 593 amino acids. Gene Ontology annotation, molecular function: mannosyl-oligosaccharide 1,2-alpha-mannosidase activity; calcium ion binding.
GGCGGCCAAACAUGAUAGAAGGUCAUUUUCCUGUUACGUUUUCCUACGUCAGCUUUAACCAGUGCGCAUGCUUACUACGCAUGUAUACUUCCGCGUAACUGCUUGAAGCCGCACAGAUGCACUGUUCUUAACAUAGCACAUAUUUCUUACAUUCCUCGCUUAUUCAUGCUCAGGUUUCUGUAUACAAUCUUCUUUUGCGCUACGUAUGUAUUAUCCAGCGUCAAACAUGCCGCUGCCCAAGAAAUUACGGAGGAGGAAAUGGCAAAGUACAGGGAACGAAUAAAGGCUAUGUUUUACCAUGCUUACAACAAUUACCUGGAUAAUGCCUAUCCUUAUGAUGAGCUGCGGCCACUUACCUGUGAUGGUCAGGAUACCUGGGGCAGCUUUUCCCUGACACUGAUUGAUGCCUUGGAUACACUACUGAUAUUGGGGAAUCACACAGAAUUUCAGCGUGUGGCAAAUCUCCUGCAGGACACUGUGGACUUUGACAUCGAUGUCAAUGCAUCUGUGUUUGAAACCAACAUCAGAGUGGUUGGUGGUCUGCUGUCGGCCCACCUGCUGUCCAAGCAGGCCGGGGUGGAUGUGGAGGAGGGCUGGCCCUGCUCUGGUCCUCUGCUCCGCAUGGCCGAGGACGCCGCACGCAAACUGCUCCCAGCCUUCCAGACCCCUACAGGCAUGCCCUAUGGCACGGUGAACCUGCUGAAGGGUGUCAACCCAACAGAGACCCCGGUCACCUGCACGGCGGGGGUGGGCACCUUUGUGCUGGAGUUUGCCACUCUCAGCCGUCUGACGGGUGACCCAGUGUUUGAGGAGGUGGCAUGGAAGGCCCUGAGAGCUCUCUGGAGGACCCGCUCUGAUAUCGGACUGGUGGGGAACCACAUUGACAUCGUGACCUCUAAGUGGGUGGCUCAAGACGCUGGCAUUGGAGCGGGCAUCGACUCGUACUUCGAAUACCUGGUGAAGGGCGCCAUCAUGCUGCAGGAUGAGGAAUUGCUCUCAAUGUUCCAUGAGUAUGACAUUGCCGUGAAGAACUACACCAAGUUUGAUGACUGGUAUCUGUGGGUACAGAUGCACAAAGGGACCGUCUCCAUGCCUGUGUUCCAGUCCCUAGAGGCUUUCUGGCCCGGUCUGCAGAGCCUGAUGGGUGACUUGGACAAUGCAGUCAGGACCUUCCACAACUACUACACGGUGUGGCGUCAGUUUGGAGGCCUGCCUGAGUUCUACAGUAUCUAUCAGGGCUACACUGUGGACAAGAGAGAGGGAUACCCCCUCAGACCAGAGUUGAUUGAGAGUGCCAUGUAUUUGUACAAGGCUACUGGGGACCCCAUCUUCCAGCAGCUUGGGCGAGACGCUGUUGAGUCCAUUGAGAAGAUCAGUCGAGUGAAGUGCGGCUUUGCCAGCGUGAAGGACGUGAGGGAUCACAAACUGGACAACCGCAUGGAGUCCUUCUUCCUGGCCGAGACCAUCAAGUACCUCUACCUGCUGUUCGACCCGGACAACUUCCUGCACAACAACGGCUCGUCAUUUGAGCUGGGCGGGUCGGACGGGGACUGCGUGCUGUCGGCCGGGGGCUACAUCUUCAACACGGAGGCCCACCCUCUAGACCCGGCGGCCCUGCACUGCUGCAGCCGGGCCCAGGAGGAGCGGUACGAGCUCCAGGACAUCCUGCUCAGCCUGUCCGAGGCCCCUGACUCCUUUAACCAGCCGGAGGAGGAUGAGGACGAGGAGGAGCGGGGCAGGGAGCCGGUUCUGCUUCACGGGUUGAAAGAGGUCAAAGGCGCUGUGGCUAUGGACAUUGAUAUGGACACGAGCAGAGAUUUGCGGGCGACGGAGAGCAUUGCGCUCAAGCCGGGGAGUCGGCGGAAGCCCCGGGUGCUCUCUUGCCCCAUGCAGCCCUUCAGUUCCAAGCUGUCCCUCAUGGGGCAGGUGUUCACAGACAAUACAUGAUAAAAAAAAGAUGGGGAAAAUAGGAGUGCGGGGGGUGGGUCUGUUUGUCAUAGUGAGUUUUGAUUGCAAGUUGAAGGAAAGUCAUUUUUACAAAAAAAAUAAAACAAAUAUUUAUUUGA